Molecule: messenger RNA, 423 nt
Organism: Diversispora eburnea
Lineage: Eukaryota; Fungi; Glomeromycota; Glomeromycetes; Diversisporales; Diversisporaceae
Source: the annotation of a GenBank genome assembly
AUGCAAAUCAACAGUCUUAAACUUAAAACAAUUGCAAGUUUUGCCCAAAGCAAAAAUCUAGUUUCACCCAUUUAUUGUUAUCCCAAAUCAUUAGUGCAAAGCCUUGAUACUCCUGAAGAAUUUCAAACAUUAUUGACUUCACAACUCGUCUAUGAAAAACAAAACAGCCUCAGAACCAUAAAACGUGAAAAUGUAGUGUGCAAGAGUCUCAAUAUGAUAUCUUUAGAAGAAAAUUCAUCUAAUAAUAAAAGAAGUGGAUAUCUAUUUACAGAUAUUUGGAAGACUCAUAUGACUAAAGGAGCUAAACAAUCAAAAAGACAUUAUUUUGCAACCUGUACCUAUUGUCAACAAUUUUGGAAACAAGGAAAACUUCAAGUUCUUUAUGGACAUUUAGCUAAUUGUUGUAAAAAAUAUUCAAAAUAA